Messenger RNA from Laetiporus sulphureus 93-53, 1563 nucleotides. Its product is annotated as DUF500-domain-containing protein. Bases 1 to 1563 code for a protein of 520 amino acids. The transcript is spliced from 8 exons. Gene Ontology annotation, biological process: actin filament bundle assembly; actin cortical patch localization. Gene Ontology annotation, molecular function: actin filament binding; phosphatidylinositol binding. Gene Ontology annotation, cellular component: actin cortical patch. NCBI's taxonomy places the organism in Eukaryota, Fungi, Basidiomycota, Agaricomycetes, Polyporales, Laetiporaceae. The record is from RefSeq and is a predicted model, not a curated record.
AUGAAGAUUAACACGCCUCUACCUCAACCGCUGCCGAAGGAAUGUCUGAAGGCUGCCAAAACCUUCAAAUCCUUCGUGGAUAGCGGAAAUAACGGUCUCGAUGGGGUCAUUCCCAGAAGUGUACUGUACAAUGCAAAGGGCCUUGCGAUCUUCACCGUUUUCAAGGCGGGUUUCUUAUUUUCGGCUCGGGCGGGUGCGGGAAUCGUUAUUGCCAAGCUGGACGAUGGCACGUGGUCUGCACCGAGUGCAAUUGGUACCGCAGGGGUUGGUGUAGGAGGUCAGGCAGGCGCGGAGAUGACAGACUUCCUAGUCGUCUUAAACUCUCGGUCGGCUGUGCGGUCGUUCAUGUCCGCAGGGUCACUCACGCUCGGCGGCAAUAUGAGCAUCGCUGUCGGACCACUUGGGAGGAACGGGGAGGCACUUGGUUCCCUUAACACCAGUGGGAAGGUCGCUGCCAUGUACAGCUAUUCCAAGACAAGGGGUCUCUUCGGUGGCGUCUCCAUCGAAGGUUCGGUCAUCGUCGAGCGUCAAGAUGCGAACGCUCAGGCAUACGGCUAUGACGUUUCCGUAAAGGCCCUUCUCAGCGGUGCGAUUCCACCUCCGGAAUGGGCGCAGCCACUAAUCAGGACACUCGAGUCCUGCACGGGCUUGCCGAGCAACCGGCCGUGGGUACAAGAGUUCCGCGCUCAGCAUGACGACUACGCCUUUGACAGCGUCGAGAGUCCGCGGCAGGCGAACGGGCAGACGGAUUUGUAUAGCGCAGACGCGCUGUACACGGGAGGGGGGAGCUCACGGCCGCCGAUGAGGAAGAGCAAGUCGCGCAAUAGCAGCUUUGGCUUCACGCCCGCGAGCUGGGGCAAACGUAAAGGGUCAGGGUCAUACUUUGCGGACGAGUUCCACGACCCGGGCCGCGCGCCGAUGCCGUCCGACAUCAGCGAUGGGCCGUACUCAUCGUCGUCACGCUCUACUCCCACAGGGCGCGCAUGGGAGGACACGCCCUCGCCCCGAUUCACUCGUGCGCUCAACCCCACGACGGGGUACUUUGACACGAAAUUUGAUAGCGACUUUGCGACGGACGAGCAGCUGCGGCGACAUCCGCCACUAAGUAUGAACAGGAGGAGGACGGGCGACUACGACGAUUCCAGGGUCGGCUCCCCGUACAGCUCAGCGCAGCACACGAUGACUGGGUCAGAUGUGACGAGCAAUCGCAGGGCGUACAGCGCGUAUGCGCCACCUGCGGACGAGGACCCGUUCCAGACGCAUAACGAUGUCGAGGACUUUGACUAUGGCGGCUCGGCGAGGACGCAUCGGAUGAGCGUGUACAAUCCGCCGCCGAAGAUGACACCGAAGCUUGGGUUGACGAAGCCGCUCAAUCCUUCUGAAGGCGUCGCACGUGCGAUAGCGUUGUUCAACUUUGACGCCGUGCAGUCUGGCGACCUGUCAUUCAAGAAGGGCCAGGUCAUUACCGUCACGAAGAGGAGCGACGAUACGAAUACUUGGUGGACUGGCAAACUCGACGGACGGGAAGGCAUGUUCCCUGCUAAUUUCGUGGAAGUCGUGUGA